CGAGCGGAAGUGACGUCGGCCUGCGCACGCGGUCCGUCGUAGUUGGAGCUGGUGACCUCGGUUCGUUUUGGGAAGUUAAGAGCUCUUUUACCUGACACAGGCCGGACCCAGCACUCCGGUCCCCGUCCCGUCGGCAAGAUGGUGAAGCCCAAGUACAAAGGACGGAGUACUAUCAACCCUUCUAAUGCCAGCACAAAUCCCGAUCGAGUGCAGGGCGCAGGAGGCCAGAACAUGAGGGACCGGGCCACAAUCCGCCGCCUGAAUAUGUAUAGGCAGAAGGAGCGCAGGAACAGCCGUGGUAAAGUGAUUAAGCCUCUGCAAUAUCAAUCAACGGUGGCUUCUGGCACAGUGGCGAGAGUGGAGCCAAACAUAAAGUGGUUUGGAAAUACACGUGUGAUUAAACAGUCAUCAUUACAAAAAUUUCAAGAGGAGAUGGACACAGUCUUGAAGGAUCCAUACAAAGUUGUCAUGAAGCAAAGCAAGUUACCCAUGUCUCUGCUCCAUGAUCGAAUCCGGCCUCAUAAUUCAAAGGUGCACAUUCUUGAUACUGAAAGCUUCGAAACUACAUUUGGCCCUAAAGCACAGAGGAAGCGACCAAAUUUAUUUGCAAGUGAUAUGAAAUCACUUAUAGAAAAUGCAGAAAUGUCCACUGAGAGCUACGACCAGGGCAAGGAUCGUGAUUUGGUAGCAGAAGACACUGGUGUGAGAAAUGAAGCCCAAGAAGAGAUAUAUAAAAAGGGACAGUCCAAAAGAAUAUGGGGUGAACUCUACAAGGUGAUAGACUCAUCAGAUGUUGUAGUUCAAGUUCUUGAUGCUCGAGAUCCAAUGGGCACCCGUUCCCCUCACAUUGAGACUUACUUGAAAAAGGAAAAACCCUGGAAACACCUCAUUUUUGUUCUUAACAAAUGUGACCUCGUUCCAACCUGGGCAACAAAGCGAUGGGUGGCUGUCCUCUCCCAGGAUCACCCGACACUUGCUUUCCAUGCGAGUCUUACGAACCCCUUUGGUAAAGGAGCAUUUAUUCAGCUUCUGCGGCAGUUUGGAAAGUUGCACACUGACAAGAAGCAGAUCAGCGUGGGGUUCAUCGGCUAUCCCAAUGUUGGCAAGAGCUCUGUGAUAAACACGCUGCGCUCCAAGAAAGUUUGCAACGUGGCCCCCAUCGCAGGUGAAACAAAGGUCUGGCAGUACAUCACCCUGAUGCGGCGGAUCUUCCUCAUCGACUGUCCGGGUGUGGUCUACCCCUCCGAGGACUCAGAGACGGACAUCGUGCUAAAAGGAGUCGUUCAAGUUGAAAAAAUUAAGACUCCUGAAGACCACAUUGGUGCUGUACUUGAACGAGCAAAGCCAGAAUAUAUCAGCAAGACAUACAAGAUCGAUUCUUGGGAGAAUGCUGAGGACUUUCUUGAGAAGCUGGCUUUCCGGACAGGGAAGUUAUUAAAGGGUGGAGAGCCCGACCUGCGGACCGUGGGGAAGAUGGUCCUCAAUGACUGGCAGAGGGGCCGGAUUCCUUUCUUUGUCAAGCCACCCAAUGCUGAGCCCCCGGCCACCCCCCAGCUUCCGUCCGCCUCGACUUUGGAAGUUGCCCCAGAAACAGCCCAGAACAACGCAGAAGAGGAAGUCCCAGAAUCUGGAGGUGGAGGGUCAGAACCUGGCCUUGAGAAGAAGGAAGAGGAGCCUGGCCAGUGUGGCGCUGAUGCAGAAAUGCAGCAGAUCCUCGCGCGGGUCCGGCAGAACUUCGGCAAGAUCAACGUCGUGCCUCAGUUUUCGGGGGACGACCUGGUUCCCCUGGAGAUGUCCGAUAUGGAGGAAGAGCUGGAGAGCCUCUCUGGGGAGAGGGAGGAGGAGGAAGAACAGGAGCCCCAAGAAGACACUGACGAAGAGCCUUUCGCAGAAGCCCAGGAAGAACACACGGGGAGCAGCACCAAGGCCGUCAUUCAAGCCCUGGAUGAGAAGAUUGCCAAGUACCAGAGGUUUUUAGACAAAGCCAAAGCUAAGAAGUUCUCGGCGGUCAGAAUAUCCAAGGGACUGAGUGAGAAGGUUUUUGCAAAACCUGAGCAACAAAAAGCAGUUGAAGAAGAUGUAGAAGAUACAGCACCUACCAAAAAAGGAAAGAAGAGGAAGGCACAGAGGGAAGAAGAGCAUUCAAACAAAACUCGCAGGACGCUUACAUCUAAGGAACGGAGACGAGCAGCACGGCAGCAACAAUCCAGAAAAGUCGGUGUACGCUACUAUGAAACUCACAACGUGAAAAACAGGAACAGAAACAAAAAGAAGACCAAUGACUCAGAGGGGCAGAAACAGAGACACAAAAAAUUCAAACAUAAGCAGUAACAUUUUAAAAGUUGUUUAUUAAAUUAUACAAAAAUAUGCAA
Phacochoerus africanus (Common warthog) is the source of this 2372-nucleotide messenger RNA. It is a transcript of the gene GNL2, whose product is annotated as G protein nucleolar 2. NCBI's taxonomy places the organism in Eukaryota, Metazoa, Chordata, Mammalia, Artiodactyla, Suidae. The coding region runs from base 139 to 2331 and encodes 730 amino acids. Gene Ontology annotation, molecular function: GTP binding. Gene Ontology annotation, cellular component: nucleolus. The record is from RefSeq and is a predicted model, not a curated record. The transcript is spliced from 16 exons.